CUGAGUAACAUUUUAAUCCAAUGCAUUUUGUUCCUAACGUCGUCGUUUAAUCACCACGGAAGAAGAGUUGACCUGGCACAAUUUCACAGCCAUCUUCUUUCCACUUUCCAGUGCCUGCAAUUCGCUUUUGGCCCUAUAAAAUUUCAAAUCUCUACGUGCUACAUAUGCAUACACGUUUAUAUAUAUAAAGAGAGUGAUUGGCGAAAAGGGGGAUGGUGUCGUACAUGAGCGUAUUGCUGUUUGGGUUGGGUGGAAUAGUAGUGGCGGGUGUGGCUUUGCUGGUGGCAUUCCAGGAGAAGCUGGUGUACGUGCCGGUGUUGCCCGGUUUAACCAAGUCCUAUCCCAUCACCCCUGCUCGCCUCCGCCUCCUCUACGAGGAUGUGUGGCUCAGAUCCUCCGACGGCGUCCGCCUCCAUGGCUGGUUCAUCCAGCUAUUCCCCGAUGGUCGAGGUCCUACCAUUCUCUUUUUCCAGGAAAAUGCAGGAAACAUCGCCCAUCGUCUUGAAAUGAUUCAUGUAAUGCUGCAGAGACUACAAUGCAACGUUUUCAUGCUUUCAUACAGAGGUUAUGGAGAAAGUGAAGGAUUCCCUUCACAAGAUGGUAUUACAAAGGAUGCUCAGGCUGCUCUGGAUCAUUUGGUUCAGAGAACAGAUAUUGACACAUCAAGAAUAGUUGUCUUUGGAAGGUCACUUGGGGGAGCUGUUGGAGCUGUGCUUACAAAAAACAAUCCUGACAAGGUGGCUGCAAUAAUACUGGAGAACACUUUUACUUCUAUUCUUGAUAUGGCUGGCGUUCUAUUACCUUUCCUUAAGUUGUUUAUUAGGAAAAGUGGCACAAAGGGUCCCGGAGCUCUAAAUUUUCUGGUUCGUUCUCCAUGGAACACCAUUGAUGUCAUUGGUGAGAUCAAACAACCAAUUCUUUUCCUCUCCGGACUGCAAGAUGAAAUGGUUCCACCGUCCCACAUGCAGAUGUUAUAUGCUAAAGCAGCUGCACGCAAUCCGCAAUGUUCAUUUGUGGAAUUCCCUAAUGGAAUGCAUAUGGAUACGUGGUUAUCUGGUGGUGAUCGAUAUUGGAGUACAAUUCUGGAAUUCCUGGAAAAGGUUGUUCCAUAGAAGAAGGAUGAUGAAUCUACUCGGCCCAUUCUGUCAGAUAUUGAGGCAAGGUGAUCACCUUCAAGUAAUUCUUGGGCGUCCCGUGGCUUUUGUUGACUGUCCAGAGCAACCGUAUUCAUUCCUAUGGACACACUCAUUGGUGCAUAAUUCAUACUAGACGGUACGGUAUUGUAUUGAAGCUUUGGGUGCAUCUAAUAUUACUGUACAUGCUUCAACAUCUAAGCCCUGACUGAUUCCAAUUGUAUGAAAUAACAGAUCAAAGUAAUCUCACAUUUAUAGUAGGUAUUGGUGCCAGCGGCUCCCACUCCCCCCUCCUCUUUUCAUGAUGGGUUUCUUUUGAGCCCAUUAUUUCCUAAGAAUGUAUUUUGAAAUAGCGGAUUGAUUUUUUUUUUAAUUU
Messenger RNA from Olea europaea var. sylvestris, 1509 nucleotides. RefSeq names its product protein ABHD13-like. The coding region runs from base 213 to 1112 and encodes 299 amino acids. Gene Ontology annotation, biological process: proteolysis. The record is from RefSeq and is a predicted model, not a curated record. Gene Ontology annotation, cellular component: membrane. The transcript is spliced from 8 exons. Lineage: Eukaryota; Viridiplantae; Streptophyta; Magnoliopsida; Lamiales; Oleaceae. Gene Ontology annotation, molecular function: serine-type peptidase activity; palmitoyl-(protein) hydrolase activity.